UGUUCGUCUAGUGUUGUCGACUUAUUAAUAUGGCGAGUCCCGUUCAACGUGCGUACUAAAAUUUGGUUGAAUCCGUUAAAAGAGACUGACAAAAUGUCUGCGUUGACAGAGGCUCAGAUUGAAUCCAGUGAUGAUGAACUCCCAGAAGAGGUCACCUUUGAUGCGUCCAAAAGCGCUGCUCUGAGGAUCGUCAAAGAUGCCCUGGAAGCAGCCAAAAGAGAAAAGGACGUAUUAAAGGAGAAGCGGAAAAAGAGGCAUCAGCUGUUUCAAGAACAAAAGAAGAAAAAACUACUUCCUCAAGAGUUUCUGGAGGAGUUUGAUAAAGAACCCCCAAAACAACCAGGUCCAUCACACAACAGAGAUAUCAGCGAAGAGGUGUCAACAAAGCCGUCAGACAACAACAAAGAUCAGAAGAAGACGGGGAUUUCACCUAUGAAGAAAAUCUCAAAAAGUUUACCGGACAGCUACAGAGUAACGAGGAUUAAAGAUGAAUCCGCUGCAAAAUCAUUGCAACAAAAGGCCAUGGACUUCAUUCGGUUCCGUCUUUAUGGAAAAGGAACCCGUAGAACAACCAAUGCAGAGCUUCUGUCGCUCAAAAAGAAGAGGGGAGCGAGCCAAGGUGCAGCUGUGGAGUUUGCAAAUAAAAAAUUGGGUGCCUCUCAAAAAGCAAGGAUUGUGAGCUCCAACAAACGGUUUAUACGCCAACAGAAACUGAUUCCUUCGUGAGUAAACGGGAGAAAGAACUGCUGAAUUAUGAGAGGUGGCUUCCAUCAUCCUGCUUUUUUUGACCAUGUGGAUCUGGUUUUUUUUCUCCCCGAAGAUGCCAUUAAUUGAUACAUUUUUCUUUAAAUCUUCUAGGAAAUGAUAAACCUUAUGUUGUGUAUGAAAUAAACUAAAAUCUGAACUGUUUUUUUACUAGCAGUAGAAGCUGAAGUGUGACUGCUUUACUCCACAUGUCAAUAAAUGUAAACCGGAUCUAAAAAUGAA
This is a messenger RNA of Puntigrus tetrazona (Sumatra barb), 987 nucleotides long. RefSeq names its product nucleolar protein 7 (gene nol7). Gene Ontology annotation, molecular function: RNA binding. The annotation marks the transcript as partial. NCBI's taxonomy places the organism in Eukaryota, Metazoa, Chordata, Actinopteri, Cypriniformes, Cyprinidae. The transcript has 8 exons. Gene Ontology annotation, cellular component: nucleus. The record is from RefSeq and is a predicted model, not a curated record.